Molecule: messenger RNA, 443 nt
Organism: Anastrepha ludens (Mexican fruit fly)
Lineage: Eukaryota; Metazoa; Arthropoda; Insecta; Diptera; Tephritidae
Product: protease inhibitor-like
Exons: 2
Coding region: 82-318 (78 amino acids)
Molecular function (GO): serine-type endopeptidase inhibitor activity
Source: RefSeq, a predicted model, not a curated record
CUUGCUGGCAUUCACUAGCAAAACGUCAGUCAACGCAUUCCACCAAUUAAGUCCAGAUUGAAGUUAAUAAACAGCAGCAAUAUGAAGUGCAUUCUUUUCGUAUUCGGCAUCAUCGCUUUGUUGUUGUGCACCACAGUACAAGCCGUUGACAAGUUGGCCUGCUCACAGCCACGCGAAAUCGGUCCCUGCCGCAAGGCCGACCCGAAAUUCUUCUACAAUAGCGAAAAGAAGGCUUGCGAGGACUUCCUCUAUGGAGGCUGCAAGGGCAAUGAUAAUCGCUUCGAUACCAAAGAGGAAUGCGAGAAGACUUGCCUUUAAGUGAUAUGUGAAAAAUGUUUCGAUAAAUUGUGAUGAUCGAUGCUGAAACACGUUGAUGUGUUUAAUUGUUGGUUUUGUAAAUAUGUAUUGUACUUAUAAUUAUAUUAUAUAUAUUUGUUGAUUAA